Molecule: messenger RNA, 1920 nt
Organism: Loxodonta africana (African savanna elephant)
Lineage: Eukaryota; Metazoa; Chordata; Mammalia; Proboscidea; Elephantidae
Gene: CDT1
Product: chromatin licensing and DNA replication factor 1
Exons: 10
Coding region: 28-1707 (559 amino acids)
Biological process (GO): DNA replication preinitiation complex assembly; regulation of DNA-templated DNA replication initiation; DNA replication checkpoint signaling
Cellular component (GO): nucleus
Molecular function (GO): DNA binding; DNA polymerase binding
Source: RefSeq, a predicted model, not a curated record
UCCGCCCGGAUCCUGGCCUAGUCUGCCAUGGCGCAGCGCCGCGUCACCGACUUCUUCGCGCGCCGUCGCAGGGGUCCCCCAGCCUGUCUGCCGCGGGCCAAACAGGCCCUGCGCACCCCGAGCCCUGCGAAGCCGGCGCCCGGCUUUCCGGCCCCCGCUCUGAGUGACCCGCCUGGUGGCAGCCGCAAGCGCGCCCGCCCCGCCGCCGACCCCGCGCGCGAUGAGCCCGCGCCGCCCGCGCGCAGGAGGCUGCGGCUGGCACCGCCGCCCGCCCCGGAGCCGGCCGACCCGGUCCCCAGCCCCAGCUCCUCUGUAGCCUCUGGCUCUCCAGCCCACUCUCCUCUGAGUAAGAAGAUAAAGAAGGCCACCAUCCCAGCAGGCCAGCUGCCCUGCCUGGCAGCCCAGGGGGACAAGAUCUCCAGGAAGGACACCGUCUCUGAGCUUCAGGCCUGCCUGCAGCGGGCACGGGAGCUGGGUGCACGAGUCCAGGCGCUGAGGGCCCAUGCCCAGGAGGAAGAUGCUGAGAAGUCUGCCAUGCCAGAGCCUGAGAGGGGUCCAGUGGAGCCAUGUGGCGAGAAGGUGCCCGCCUACCAGCGCUUCCAUGUCCUUGCCCAGCCUGGCAUCCCAGGCCUGGCCCUGCCCUACAAGUACCAGAUGCUGGCUGAGAUGUUUCGCAGCAUGGACACUGUUGUGGGCAUGCUAUACAACCGCGCCGAGGCUGUGACUUUCGCUAAGGUCAAGCAGGGUGUCCAGGACAUGAUGCGUAGGCGCUUUGAGGAGCGCAACGUGGGCCAGAUCAAAACCGUGUAUCCUGCUUCCUAUCGCUUCCGCCAGGAGCGCAACAUUCCCACAUUCAAGGAUGGCAUCAAGCGGUCGGACUAUCAGCUCACCAUUGAGCCGCUGCUGGACCAGGAGGCCAGCGGGGUGGCCCCCCAGCUCACGGCAUCUCGGCUCUUGCAGCGGCGGCACAUCUUCAGCCAGAACCUGGUGGCUCGGGUCAAGGAACAUCACAAGGCCUUCCUGGCCACCCUAGAUCCUCCCAUGGAGGUGCCUGAGGACCAGCUGACCCGCUGGCACCCACGCUUCAAUGUGGAUGAGGUGCCUGACAUCGAGCCGGCAGAGCUGCCACGGCCACCCCCUACAGAAAAGCUGGCCACUGCCCAGGAGGUGUUGGCCCGAGCCCGAAGCUUAAUGUCACCCAGGAUGGAGAAGGCCUUGAGUGACCUGGCUUUGCGUACAGCCAAGCCCAGCAGCCCCGGGUCCCCCUGCCCAGUCCUGCCAGCCAACCCGCCUGCCACCCCCAGCGCCCUAAAGGGGGUGUCUCAGGCCCUGCUGGAACGGAUCCGGGUCAAGGAGGCACAGAAGCAGCUGGCACAGAUGACACGGCGCCCAGAGCAGGAGCAGCGGCUGCGGCGGCUUGAGCGGCUGCCCGAGCUGGCCCGUGUGCUGCGUGGCAUCUUCGUGUCUGAGCGGAAACCGGCACUCACCAUGGAGGUGGCCUGUGCCAGGAUGGUGGGCAGCUACCACACCCCCAUGAGCCCUGGGGAUAUGGAGCAACACCUGCAGCUGCUCGCUGAGCUGCUGCCUGACUGGCUCAGCCUGCACCACAUCCGCACUGACACCUACCUCAAGCUGGACAAGGCUGCCGACCUUGCGGGCCUCACUGUGAGACUGGCCCGACUGGCCCGCACCGAGGAGGGGCUGUGAGCCACGUGCUGAUGCCUGGACACAGCUGGGUCUGUUUUUUAUUUUCCUUUCCUAAUGUGAUGUAUUUUUUCUCCCUUCUUCAGAAUUCCUUGUGGGGGGCAGGGGAUGAGGAGGGUGCUCCGAGCUAAUUGGCCCAGGGUCUCCUGCCAGCUACGUGGUGGGUCUGCCUCAUGACUUGUGUACAGCCUGUUGACAUUAAACUGGUUUCUGUUG